AUGGCUUUCUUUGCUGGUGUUUACAUGACAAAGGGUUUGAUGGGUACCAUCAAUUUGUUCCUGGUUGUUCUGUACCUUGUAGAUUUUAAAAGCCAUCAUGGGGUGGAAGCAAAAAAGGUGGAGCAAAAUGAAGAUGAUUUGGAGCUGGAAAGGCAACUCAAGAUUUUAAAUGUGCCUCAUCCUCUCAAGACCAUUAGAACAGAAGAGGGUCAUAUCCUUGAUUGUGUUGAUAUCUACAAGCAACCUGUUUUUAGUCAUCCCUUGCUUAAAGAUCACAAAAUCCAGGUUUUAGAUGUUUACGGAAAAGGCCAUGAACUGGUUCGUGGAGUUUCUGCAGGCAUCAAUAUAUACAAUCCAACUGUAGAACCUACACAGUUUACGAGUGCAACAACUUGGAUUCAGGGUGGUACUAAUGAUCAAGAGCUUGAUUAUAUAAUGGCUGGAUGGACGGUUAAUCCAUCCUUAUAUGGUGAUCAUCUUACUCGGUUUUUUACAUAUUGGUCGGUUAAUAAAAAUAAGCAUGAUGGGUGCUUCAAUACUCCAAGUACUCCUUUAACUCCAAUGUCUACAAUUGGUGGACCUCAAUCUGUGAUCAAAGUCAGAAUUUAUCAGGAUCCCCAUAGCGGGGACUGGUGGUUGAUAGUCCAAAAUAAUAUUGUAUUUAUUGGUUAUUGGCCAAAGACCUUAUUUACUUAUUUAGCUAAUGGUGCUAAUAGUGUUUGUUGGGGAGGGGUUGCAAAGACUGGUUCUAAUGGAGUUAGCCCUCCAUUAGGAAAUGGUCGUUUCCCAUAUGAUCCAUUUCCAUGUUUUAUUCAAAAGAUGGAGAUUGUGAAUAAGGACUAUCUUAUCGAUCCGGCCUGUAUUAAUGAAAAUAGACAUAAGUACUCAUGUGGAGGGAAAGAACUGCUAUGA
Telopea speciosissima is the source of this 912-nucleotide messenger RNA. RefSeq lists its product as uncharacterized. The transcript has 6 exons. The coding region runs from base 1 to 912 and encodes 303 amino acids. Lineage: Eukaryota; Viridiplantae; Streptophyta; Magnoliopsida; Proteales; Proteaceae. The record is from RefSeq and is a predicted model, not a curated record.